Messenger RNA from Naegleria gruberi, 1714 nucleotides. RefSeq names its product retinal pigment epithelial membrane protein. The transcript has a single exon. Gene Ontology annotation, cellular component: chloroplast stroma. Gene Ontology annotation, molecular function: carotenoid dioxygenase activity. The record is from RefSeq and is a predicted model, not a curated record. Gene Ontology annotation, biological process: carotene catabolic process. Bases 182 to 1639 code for a protein of 485 amino acids. Lineage: Eukaryota; Heterolobosea; Eutetramitea; Acrasida; Naegleriidae.
CAAUGAUCAACCAACUUCUCCCGCCAAAAAUUCUCUAAUUGAUCAACUACGAUACUUGUUAAUCCUCUGCUGGACAGUUUUAAAUGGCGUCCUAUUGUGGAUCAAGGGAGUUUUCAAGUAUUUCCUCUUCUCCAAUUAUAAGAAUCAAGCCUAUGAGAGCGGUAUUAAAAACAAUCCAAUAAUGAAUGGUAAUUUUGCUCCGAUUCAUGAUGAAUUGACCAUCACAAAGCUUCCGAUUAUUAGUGGUGAAAUUCCAAAGGAUUUGAAUGGAAUUUAUGCAAGAAUUGGACCAAAUCCACAAUUUAAUCCACUCUAUAAUUUGCAUUGGUUUGAAGGUGAUGGUCAUAUUCAUGCACUUGAAUUCAAGGAUGGAAAUUGUUCGUAUCGAAAUAGAUUCGUCCAAACUGAAAAGUACUUGCAAGAGAAGGAGAAUGGAAGACCUCUCGCUCAUAGUAUGAUCAUGGAUGGUGGCAUUAAUCCACUUCUCAAAUAUACCUAUCAUUACUUGUACGAGAGAAUGUAUAGAGGAUUGAAUGGACCACUUAAGAAGGGAGGUGGUGCUGCAAAUACUAAUAUCAUUUAUCAUGGUGGUAAAUUCCUGGCACUCGAAGAAGGACACAAACCAAUGGAAGUUACAUUCCCAGAUUUGAAAACAGUUGGAGAGUUUGAUUUUAAAGGAAAAUUGAAACAUAAUUUCACUGCUCAUCCAAAAAUUGAUCCAAGAAAUGGAGAGAUGAUUUUCUUUGGAUAUGAAUUGAAUCCUAGAGGAACCUCUUUCAGAUAUGGUGUCACUGAUAAGAAUCUUGAUAUUAUUCAUUCACAUGAGUUCACCAAGGAAGAAACUCCAUACGUUUGCAUGAUUCAUGAUAUGGUCAUUACUGAAAAUUAUUCAAUUGUUGGAUUUUAUCCAUUGAUUUUGGAUGUCAAGAAGGUUCUAACUGGUGAAAAUCCAAUCGUAUUCGAUGAUACCAAACCAACCAAGAUUGCUGUCUUCCCAAGAUUGUACGAUGGCAAGUCGAGCAAGAUACAAUUCUUUGAAGCUGAAACUGGUGUUGCCUUUCACUAUAUUAAUGCUUAUGAAGAAAGAGAGGGUGAUGAUUUAUUGAUUAAGAUAUUGGUUCACGUUCAAAAAUCAUUCUCAAUGACUGAUUUUUCAAAAGGGCAACCAUUCCCAUAUGAAUACACUCUGAACUUAACAAGUGGCAAGUUAAUUUCAGAAGGUUUCUUAAAAACCCUCGACGGAAAUCAAUUACCCUCUGGAGAGUUCCCUGUCGUAAGAGGAGAAAUCACUGGUCAAAAGAAUAGAUUUUUCUACUACAGUUUAGUAGUUGAAAAAUCAGAACUAUUCGUUGCCAAUUCAAUUGCCAAAGUUGAUUUGGAAAAAGGAAAUGCAUUCCAAACAAUUACCAUUCCAAACAAUGGAAUGAUUGGAGAAGUUUCAAUCAUACCAAGAUCUGAAGAAGAGGAUGAUGUCUACAUUGUAUGUUAUGCCUACCAUGAACAUUCCAAUUCUUCCACAGUGUUUGUAUUCGAUGGAAAGACAAUGAAUAACACACCAUUAGUGAAUAUUGAGCUACCAAGAAGAGUACCUUUUGGUUUCCAUGGUAACUUUUUCGAAACUCAAAAGCUUCUUAAAUAAUCCAUGUAAUCCCACAAUGUUCAUGAAAAUCAACACAACACAAUGCGGAUUAAUAAACAUUGUCAACAACUUGUC